Messenger RNA from Pocillopora meandrina, 1161 nucleotides. The record is from the annotation of a GenBank genome assembly. NCBI's taxonomy places the organism in Eukaryota, Metazoa, Cnidaria, Anthozoa, Scleractinia, Pocilloporidae.
AUGUCGAACAACACGGAAGCCGAGAUGACGAGCUCUAUCGAGCAAAACGUUAGCCUAGGUUUCUACAUCGCCAUCAUUGUAACUGGUUUAAUGGGCAAUAGUUUGGUGAUCGCUGUCAUUUCUGGCAAGAGGAGCAAAAGGUCCAUAUAUGAUCUGUUUAUUUUGAAUCUUGGCAUUGCCGACUUGUCGUUCAUCAUCUUUUACAUGCCAAUCCUAAUUUACGAGGGGUAUAUCAACAUCAUUUACAAAACUGUCUAUUAUUGUCGACUUGUUCAGCCUUUGUUGACAAUCUUUUAUUUCUUGAGCAUCUUCACCAUCUCUUCCAUGGCAAUCCAUCGUUGCAGGCUGAUUACAAAUCCGUACAAACCCAAAAUGAAAAAACGAAGUGGUUACCUAUGGAUCGCUGCUAUCUGGCUCUCUUCAUUAAUUAUCGUGCUGCCAUUGUCCAUUGUCACAAAACCGAAAAACGGGCGAUGUAACGAGGAAUGGCCAUCACUGAACCAUCGCAAAGCCUACACACUGGCUCUUUUCAUUCUUCAGUUUGUUAUUCCGCUUCAGAUAAUCGCUGCAGCGUACCUUAAAAUCGGUAUCUACUUGUGGCGCUCACCUGUUCCGCAAAGUUCCCUUUCCACUGCUAAGAAGAAGCGGGCACAGAGAAGAAAAAGGGAGAACGUGCAGGUUAUCAAAACACUGGCUUUGAUCGUGAUUCUGUUCACCAUCUGCUUACUGCCGGGUCAAAUUGGUUAUCUUUUAUGGGAGUUUGGAGAUGAAGAAGACCAUGCCACGAUGGACAUCAUUUUCAAAUUUUCCAUUAUUCUCGAUUGCUUUCACGCUUGUGUGAAUCCGAUCGUUUAUGGACUGUUAACUGAACAGUUUCGCAGAGAAUACAUCAGAUAUCUGUCGUUUUGUCUUACGUGCGGCACAACACGGGUGAACACAAUGCAAGAGACCCACAACGUAGAGAGCACAAUAGAAAUAAUUUCGCCAUUGACAACAAAAAGAAAACUUACCAACGAGGAUGUAAAGACGAUACCGAAUGAUCUGAACGAGCCACAGUAUUCCAAAAACACAAAUUCGCACAUAACGCGAUCCUCGACAGCAUGCUCCUCUACGCUGCAGGAACCAACCCUUAUCAAAUAUAUUUAUACACCAACUGACUGA